This is a messenger RNA of Cephus cinctus (wheat stem sawfly), 2419 nucleotides long. It is a transcript of the gene bor, whose product is annotated as ATPase family AAA domain-containing protein 3. The record is from RefSeq and is a predicted model, not a curated record. The transcript has 4 exons. Gene Ontology annotation, biological process: mitochondrion organization. Gene Ontology annotation, molecular function: zinc ion binding; ATP hydrolysis activity; ATP binding. NCBI's taxonomy places the organism in Eukaryota, Metazoa, Arthropoda, Insecta, Hymenoptera, Cephidae. Gene Ontology annotation, cellular component: mitochondrion. Bases 199 to 2028 code for a protein of 609 amino acids.
GUUCAGAGUCCGCCCUGGUCCGCCCGUUUUGCUCUUUCAUCAUCUUUCGUCAGAAUGUGCACGUGGGGAAUAGAGCAGUAGAGAAGAGUGUAGAAAAGCGUGUCGUGUGCUACCUUCUCGUACCGGUGUAUAGUGUUGUAAAACGUGUUUGCAUAUAAUAAACUGUCGUGACGUAUCAAUAGAAACUUAAAAUUUAAGAUGUCGUGGCUUUUUGGAUACCGCGGAUCACAAACGCCUCAAGAUUUCUCGCAAUUGGUACAGCCACCGGCAUCCGGAGACGGUGCCGGUGGAGGCGGUGAUCAGCCACCCAAGAAUACGAUGACGAAGACUCAAAUGGAAGCGUAUAGAUUCGAUUCGAGAGCAUUGGAAAGAGCCGCGGCGGCUGCCAAAGAGCUCGAACGAUCCGCACAUGCGAAGGAAGCUUUGAAACUUGCUGAGAUGCAAGAACUUACCAGACAGACUGAAAUGCAAAUGAAGUUAAAGGAGUAUGAAGCUGGUAUUGAGCAAAUGAAGGGCGAACAAAAGAGGAUUGAGGGAGAAGAGAGGCGGAAGACAUUACAGGAGGAAUCUAAGCAGCAUCAAAUGAAGGCUCAGUAUCAGGACCAAUUAGCCAGGAAAAGAUACGAUGAUCAAUUAGCUCAGCAACAGAGAAUGAAUGAUGAGAAUUUGAGAAGACAAGAAGAGUCCGUAGCUAAGCAAGAAGCUAUGAGGAAAGCCACAAUAGAGCAUGAAAUGGAAUUGAGGAAUAAAAAUGAAUUGAAAAGAGUGGAAGCUGAAAUAAAAGCCAAGGCUAAAGCAGAUAGAGAAAACCAAGAUGUGGAUCUAAAGAAAAUUCAAUUAAUAGCUUCAGAAAAUAGAAAAACUCGUCUUGAAUCUCUUACGACUGUUGGAUCUAUUCUGGGAACUGGUGCCACUUCUCUGCUUCAAGACUGGGAUAAAAUUCUUGCACUCGCGGGUGGGUUAAGUCUUGUACUAUUCGGAGGCUACGCUGCAAAGAACUCGACUGGUGUAGCUGCACGAUAUAUCGAGGCUCAUCUAGGGAAACCGUCCUUAGUACGAGAAACUUCACGAUUUUCUGUACUGGAUACCGUGAAGCAUCCGAUCAAGGCUAUAAAAAAGCUUAAAGACAAAAAUACAGACGCCUUAUCUGGUGUAGUUCUCGCGCCGAAACUUGAGGAGCGAUUGCGUGACAUCGCAAUAAUAACUAAAAACACAAAACAGAACCGAGGAAUGUACCGAAAUCUUUUGUUAUACGGUCCACCAGGAACAGGGAAAACAAUGUUUGCAAAGAAGUUGGCUCAACAUUCCGGAAUGGAUUACGCCAUCUUGACAGGUGGUGACAUAGCACCCUUAGGUCAGGAUGGUGUCACGGCCAUUCACAAAGUUUUCGACUGGGCAUCUACAUCAAGGAAAGGCCUCUUGCUAUUCAUUGAUGAAGCUGACGCCUUCCUCAGGAAAAGAUUGGGUGAACAGAUUUCACAGGAUCUCAGAUCAGCAUUGAACGCCUUUUUAUACAGAACUGGCGAACAAAGUGACAAGUUCAUGCUGGUUCUUGCUUCCAACACAGCUAAACAAUUCGAUUAUGCAGUUGACGAUCGUCUCGACGUCAUGGUACGUUUCUCUCUACCUGGAAAAGAAGAACGCGAGCGCUUAGUUCGGUUGUACUUUGACAAAUUCGUCCUUCAACCAGCUACCGAGGGUAAGAGAAGGUUAAAGGUCGCUCAAUUCGACUACAGUGCUCUCUGCAGCAAGGUGGCAGAGAUGACUGAAGGAAUGUCUGGUCGUCAGUUAGCCAAAUUAGGAGUUUCGUGGCAGGCAGCUGCCUAUGCCUCCGUGGAUGGUAUCCUUACAGAGGAAAUGGCCAUCGAGGAGUGUAAUAAAGCUGUUCGAGAACACAGAGAGAGGGUCCAGUGGCAGAGUAAAGAAGAGAAGGAGGAAGUUUCAUCUACAUAUGAAAAUGAAAAUGCAGAUUCAAAUUCCCAAACGAAGUCAAACUUACAGGCAAUAGAGGCAGCACCUGCGAAUUAGUUAACAGUAGCCUGAUAAUCAGGCUAAGUGUUAUUGUGUAAUUAAUAGAGGCCAUACGAGAGAAUGUUAUCACGUACUGGACUGAUCUUGGAAUAUUGAGUGAAAAUGUGCGGCUGGUAGCAAAAUGCUAGGGGGUAGAUCGUGCUAAUGAACUUACCAAACCUAUAUGCAAGUCUCGCACUCUUGCAUCAUGAGUGUCAUGUGUAAACAAAAUACAUAUGUAAAUACCGCGAAAGCUUGGCAAUAUAUGUAUAUUGACAAAAACUGUUACAAUCACUGCGAUAACAAUUGGUUCCAUUAUUGUAAGUUACUACGUACAAUGCACAGGCUUGAAAAUUACAUUUUCAUGCGUAUGAGUACAACUAAUAAAUAUCAAAUUGUUCCAAUUUAA